Haemorhous mexicanus (house finch) is the source of this 2571-nucleotide messenger RNA. RefSeq names its product SKI family transcriptional corepressor 1 (gene SKOR1). The record is from RefSeq and is a predicted model, not a curated record. Gene Ontology annotation, biological process: negative regulation of transcription by RNA polymerase II; negative regulation of BMP signaling pathway. Gene Ontology annotation, cellular component: transcription regulator complex; nucleus. The coding region runs from base 1 to 2571 and encodes 856 amino acids. The transcript is spliced from 8 exons. Gene Ontology annotation, molecular function: DNA-binding transcription factor activity, RNA polymerase II-specific; RNA polymerase II cis-regulatory region sequence-specific DNA binding; SMAD binding. NCBI's taxonomy places the organism in Eukaryota, Metazoa, Chordata, Aves, Passeriformes, Fringillidae.
AUGGAGGCGAUCGCCAGUCAGAUGGGAAAUGGGAGAGAUGCAAGCUCCUCCCCAAAUUCAAAGCAAGAGCUGCAGCCGUACCAGGGCUCCAAUACCCUCAAGCCCAACCAAGUGGGUGAGACCUCCCUGUACGGCGUGCCCAUCGUGUCCCUGGUCAUCGACGGGCAGGAGCGGCUGUGCCUGGCGCAGAUCUCCAACACGCUGCUCAAGAACUACAGCUACAAUGAGAUCCACAACCGGCGCGUGGCCCUGGGCAUCACCUGCGUGCAGUGCACGCCGGUGCAGCUGGAGAUCCUGCGGCGGGCCGGGGCCAUGCCCAUCUCCUCCCGCCGCUGCGGCAUGAUCACCAAGAGGGAGGCGGAGCGGCUCUGCAAGUCCUUCCUGGGCGAGCACAAGCCGCCCAAGCUGCCCGAGAACUUCGCCUUCGACGUGGUGCACGAGUGCGCCUGGGGCUCCCGGGGCAGCUUCAUCCCGGCGCGCUACAACAGCUCCCGCGCCAAGUGCAUCAAGUGCAGCUACUGCAGCAUGUACUUCUCCCCCAACAAGUUCAUCUUCCACUCCCACCGCACCCCGGACUCCAAGUACACCCAGCCCGACGCCGCCAACUUCAACUCCUGGCGCCGCCACCUCAAGCUUAGCGACAAGACGGCCACGGAGGAGCUGUCGCACGCCUGGGAGGAUGUCAAGGCCAUGUUCAACGGCGGCACCCGCAAGCGGACAUUCUCCCUGCAAGGGGCGGCCGCCGGCGGGCCCGGGGCCGGCUCUCCCGCCGCCAAGGCCGCCCUGCACCCGCCGCCGCCCGCCGGCCCCGAGCUGGCCCCGGCGCACAAGAGCCUCCGGUGCAGCGGGCAGGAGGCGGCGGGCGAGCGCGGCGCGCUGGGGCUGGCGGCGGCGGCGCACGGCGGGGCCGCGGGCGCGCACGGCGGGGCGGGCGCGGUGCGCAGCUACCCGGUGAUCCCGGUGCCCAGCAAGGGCUUCGGGAUGCUGCAGAAGCUGCCGCCGCCGCUCUUCCCGCACCCCUACGGCUUCCCCGCCGCCGCGUUCGGACUGUGCCCCAAGAAGCAGGAGGAGGCGCUGGGCGGCGCGGGGGGCGGCGAGGCGGGCAAGGGCGGCGCGCUGCCCCCCGGCAUGUUCUGGGGACCCCCGCACCCCCAUCCGCACCAGCCGGCCCAGCCGCCGCACCAGCCCGGCGCCGCCAAGGACACCGGCGUGUACCCCUCGUUCCCCGUGUUCUGGCCGGCCGCCGGCAGCCUGCCCGUGCCGCCCUACCCCGCGCAGAGCCCGGCCAAGGCGGCCGCCACCGCCGUGGUGGUGGCGGCGGCGGCGGCGGCGGCAGCGGCGGCGGCCGAGCCGGCGGGGCUGGCGGGGCGGCACGGGGAGUUGGAGGGCUCGGAGCCCUCGGGCAGCGGCCGGAGCAGCGCCACCCCCCAGGAGGGCGCGGGCGCCGAGGGCGAGCGCUGCCCCAGCGCCCUGUCGCGGGCGGCGGGCGAGGAGGAGCGCUCCGGGGACGAGGCGCUGCUGGCCCCGCUGCCGCUGCCCAGGAAGGGCAGCUACCUGUCCGCCUUCCGCCCGGUGGUGAAGGACGCCGAGAGCAUCGCCAAGCUCUACGGCACCCGCGAGGCGUUCGGCGGCGCGGGCCCCCGCGCCCCCGGCUACCUCUCGCCGGACUUCCUCAGCGAGGGCAGCUCCAGCUACCGCUCGCUGUCCCCCGGCGGUGACACGGCCGAGGAGCCCGAGGUGGACGUGGAGUCCAACCGCUUCCCGGAGGACGAGGAGGAGGAAGCCGCCGCCGCGCCCGCCGUGACCCCCGCCGAGGGCCGGGAGCCGCCGCCGCCGCGGCUGCUGGCCGGGCCCGAGGAGCCGCCGCCGCCCGCCGGGGCCGAGGGGCCCGAGGAGAAGACGGGCGAGGCGAGCGCGCAGGAGGGCGGCCAGGCCCCCGACGGCAGCCCCGAGCGCAGCGGCAGCAGCGGCGCCUACGAGGUGUUCGCGCCCGAGAGGGGGGAGCUCCUGCAGCCGCUGAAGCCCGCAGCCUCCCUGGGAGCCCCCGCCGCCUUCCUCUGCACCCCCGAGGCGAAGGAGCAAGAUAAAGAAGACAAUCACUCCGCGGCGGAGGAUUUAGAGAGCAGAAAAUCCUAUCAGGACCAAAGGAAUGUCUCUCAUCCCAGCCCUGUAAAUACCGACAGAGGAGAGGAAGGGCUCGCCAUGGAUGUCACCGGGACGCAGCUGGUGGAGAAGGACAUCGAGAACUUGGCCCGAGAUGAGUUACAAAAACUGGUCCUGGAGCAAAUGGAACUGAGGAAAAAGCUGGAGAGGGACUUCCAGAGCCUGAAAGAUAACUUCCAGGACCAGAUGAAACGGGAGCUGGCGUACCGGGAGGAGAUGGUGCAGCAGCUGCAGAUCGUGCGAGACACGCUGUGCAACGAGCUGGACCAGGAGCGGAAAGCGCGCUACGCCAUCCAGCAGAAGUUGAAAGAGGCUCACGACGCGCUGCACCACUUCUCCUGCAAGAUGCUGACCCCGCGGCACUGCACCGGGAACUGCUCCUUCAAGCCGCCGCUGCUGCCCCAGUGA